Molecule: messenger RNA, 1512 nt
Organism: Aspergillus steynii IBT 23096
Lineage: Eukaryota; Fungi; Ascomycota; Eurotiomycetes; Eurotiales; Aspergillaceae
Product: benzoate 4-monooxygenase cytochrome P450
Exons: 5
Coding region: 1-1512 (503 amino acids)
Molecular function (GO): oxidoreductase activity, acting on paired donors, with incorporation or reduction of molecular oxygen; iron ion binding; heme binding
Source: RefSeq, a predicted model, not a curated record
AUGGUCUUCCUGGCAAUGGCUCUCCCUCCGGGGCCGAUUCUGGACAUCGCCGCCCCUAAUAUGUUGUUUCCGUUGCUUGCGAUCGCCUUGAUUCCGUGCCUCGCGCUUCUCCUUUUGCAGCUUCUUCCCAAGGGACCCGCCAUCAACGGGGUUCCGGGAUCGAUCUUGGAUCUUUUCGUCUGCGGUAUCGAAACCAAGUGGGCUUUCCUCUCUGGAAAGAGUGCCCAGCAAUUCAAUGCUCUCCAUGACUCCUAUGGAAAGAUUGCCCGCUUUGCUCGCGGACAAGCCACGACCAACACCAUCAAAGGGCUUCGCGGCAUCUACGGCGCUUCCAGCAAAGGCAGUGCCUUUCUGAAGACCGGCUUCUACAAGAGCAUCUCGCGCCGCAACAUCUUCACGGCAUCUGACCCCCACUACCAUUCCAGCGUGCGCAAGCUCUUCGGCCCCUCGCUGACCCCGGGAAGUAUGAGUGAGCACGCCGGCGUGGUGCGCGAAUGCAUCCUGCGCUUCCACGACGUGAUCAAUGAGAAGAUCCAGAAGAACAGCACCCUCAGCCUGAACCAACUCCUCUAUUGCCACUCGGUCGACACCGUGUCUGAGGUGCUCCUUGGCAAGCCCUUAGGCUGUCUCAAGCGCGGCAAGCCAUACUUCUGGACCGAGCAACUGCCGCGAAUCUUCUUCUGGGCCACGGUCCGCGACCAAUUCGAUGGCUCCGGCGUGCCCACCGUCAUGAAAUGGAUGCUACGUCGGAUCCUGCGCAAGGGAAUCCGGGCCCGCAGCGAGGAGGCGCGCAUGAGAUUAAUCAACGAGCAGUUGCACGCCUCGCAUGGCCGCCGUGACAUCAUGGUGGAAGUGAUGGAGCGCGCGGGCGAGAGCGACUUGCCGCAGGAGGAGAUUGCCGAGAAUUUCUCGGCCAUCAUGCUGGCGGGCUUCCACACGACCCAGAACGCCCUGUGCGCCGCCAUCUACUUCGUCCUGACCCACCCGGAGGCCCACGCGAAACUGGUGCGGGAGUUACAGGCGUCCUUCUCCGGCGCCGACGACAUGUCCGGCGAGGCCGUCCAGAAUCUGCCCUACCUGAAUGCCGUGAUCACCGAGGCUCUGCGUCUCUACCCUCCCGUGCCCCUCGGUGGCCCGCGUGUUUCGAAGGGCGCCUACGUCGACGGCACCUACAUCCCCGAAGGUACGGAAAUCUGCACCUCGCUGUUCGCCUUACAUCAUAACCCCGAGUACUUCAACGCGCCGUGGGAGUUCAUUCCGGAACGCUGGACGGAGCCGGGAUGUACGGACAAGAAGGAAGCCGUGCAACCGUUCCUGGUGGGCAGCCGGUCCUGCAUCGCCAAGUACUUCGCCAAGCAGAUGAUGCAGCUGACGCUGGCGGGCUUCUUCCUGGACUUCGACGCCCAGUACGUGGGCCGGGUCAAGGAUUGGCAGCGCGAGAGCCGGUGCUACGCCUUCUGGGAACUGCCCGAUCUGAAGGUGAAGAUCCAGAGACGGCAGGCGGCGAACUAA